CCACACGUGGCUUGCCACGGCCUGGGCUCAAGUUGUUUUCUUUCCGAUCCUGAUGCGCCGACAUUCUCCAACCGUAGACCUUUUUCUCUUCUUACCGUUCGUUUAUUUACUUUUCAAUGGAGCCUGAUGAGCCACCCGCUGCUCCCAGCGGCCUAUGGCGUGCUGGGUCGACUUUUGUCGUAGGGACCGUUGCUCUGCUGUGUCGAGGCUUUGUGAAGGGUCUGAGUAGCAGUGAAUCGUCCGGUUUGGACAAAUUCUUAAAGUUGUUGGACGAGCGCAAGGACAUUGAGGGGAGGCAGCGUGGAUUGAUCACUGUUUCCAACCAUGUCUCGGUAAUGGAUGACCCGAUGAUAUGGGGAAUACUGCCUAUUUCGUAUAUGAUCAACCCAGACAAUAUGCGCUGGGGACUGGGGAGCUACGAUCUAUGCUUCACGAACAAGGGACUCUCCACGUUCUUUUCGCUUGGCCAAGUCCUACCCACCCAUCGUUCGGCGCAUUCGCAGUACGGUGGGCUUUACCAGCCUACCAUUACCCAAGCUAUCCGCCUGCUCUCGCAUGGUCCCUUCACGCGUGUGAACACAGCGCCUCACCCAGCAGCAAAGUCUCUCAACAGCCCCGAUCUCGCCGAUCCCUUCACGGGAGGCCAUCUCACGUUUUCCACCAACGGGCACGAUACAUUUCCCGCGCCUUCAGCAUACCUCAAUCGGCGGCACUCUUGGAUACAUAUCUUCCCCGAAGGCAUGAUCCAUCAGCACCCAGAUCUUGCCAUGAGAUAUUUCAAGUGGGGUGUUUCGCGGCUCAUAUUAGAAAGCGAACCCAUGCCGGAUAUUGUGCCCAUGUGGAUCGAGGGACCAGAGCAGGCCAUGCAUGAAUCACGCACGUUCCCUCGAUUCCUGCCACGCCCUGGGAAACACAUCAGCAUUACCUUUGGAGACAAGCUGGAUGGGGAACAGGUAUUCGGGGAUCUGCGGCGGAGGUGGAAACAGCUGUGCGACGAGGAAGAAGAGAAGAGCGGGAAGAUGGAAGUAGGCGUGCUGAAUGAGGCGCUAAAACAUUCCGAGGAAGCGACGCAACUGCGCAAGGAGUGCACCAUGCGGGUCCGAAACGCCAUCUUGAAGCUCCGACAGUUGCGUGGACAUGGAGACGAGGAUCCAAAGGGCGGGCUUGCUGAAACAUGGCGGAAAGAAGGAAGUCUCCGCGAAGGGCCCAAGGAAGAUGGCAGCUGGACCAAAGACACGUGA
This is a messenger RNA of Periconia digitata, 1241 nucleotides long. The record is from the annotation of a GenBank genome assembly. Lineage: Eukaryota; Fungi; Ascomycota; Dothideomycetes; Pleosporales; Periconiaceae.